AUGCACGGCAUUCGUCGAUACAACGAGGACAAGACGCCACAAGACUGUCUUGAUAAAGAGGCCAUCAUGGCUCAGUUCCUCAAAGAGCUGGAACCGGAGUUCCAAGCCGGCCAGGGGGACAACUUGGUCGCCGUCGUUCGCGACUGUCUACUAUGGUGUAUCGGAGUUCUAGAAGGGAGGCCGGAGAUCCCACGCGUUUGGCAGGAUAUCCCAUGCAACGGGGACGACCUGCUCGACUGGAAGAACGACUACGAAGUGUUUUGCUACCUCUGGAAUCAAUGGCAGACAGAUACCCUCUCUGGGUUGCCACAGCCAUCCUGGGUCCAACGAGCCGAAGAGGACCUAUGCAUCUCAGCUACUGAGCUUCUAAUCACGAUCAGCUACCUAAUUAUGGAUGGUGAUGGUGAUGAUGAUGAAGGAAAUUCCAACGGGGCAGCCGACACCCAGGAGCAUGAUCCUUACCGUCUGGUCCAACGCGCCUUGAAGAACGCUAAGCUCGAAGCCGGCAGCGAUGACACACGGCUUUGGAGCAACUUUCUCGACAAGUUCUGCUGGAUGAACGAGCUGACUGAUAUGGAAUAUAAAGACAAGACUUUCAAGGCUGAGGUCAUGGAGUAUGUUCGAAAAUACGUAUUCAAGAUGCUCACGAGCGGUAUACAUAAUGUCGACGGUGAUGGGAGUUACUCACGGGGAGAUUCUGAGUACGAUGACUUCACAGCAUAG
Molecule: messenger RNA, 723 nt
Organism: Phaeoacremonium minimum UCRPA7
Lineage: Eukaryota; Fungi; Ascomycota; Sordariomycetes; Togniniales; Togniniaceae
Exons: 2
Coding region: 1-723 (240 amino acids)
Source: RefSeq, a predicted model, not a curated record